Messenger RNA from Cricetulus griseus (Chinese hamster), 1242 nucleotides. NCBI's taxonomy places the organism in Eukaryota, Metazoa, Chordata, Mammalia, Rodentia, Cricetidae. The record is from RefSeq and is a predicted model, not a curated record.
AUAACACAGCUGAUGAAACACAGACAACAGAUAAGAGAGAUGGCUUGGCAGUAGUGACUCUGGUUGGAAUCAUAGUUGGAGUCCUACUAGCCAUCGGCUUUGUUGGAGUGAUCAUCAUUGUGGUUAUGAGGAAAAUUUCUGGAAGGUUCUCGCCCUGAAGAGCUGAACAGAUCAAGCUGUUCUCCCAACAUACCUGAAAAUAAGAGUGCUUCCAACAUCCCCUGCUUCCCAUCCUCUGCUUAUGGAGGAAGAUGACCCAUGGAACGCCCCCCUCACCCACAGCCAUGGCGACUCCUCCACUUGCCAGAGGUGCCAAAGGACAGACACAUGACAAGCCAUGGCCCCUCAAAGCAUAUGCCUUUGGAAAACAGACAUUUUUAAUAUAUGUUUUGUAAUAAAUGAUUCAAAAGACACCAUGCAUAGAAAAUGGAACAAAACCAUGUUAAACUGACUUGUAACCAAGACAGCAUCACCAGUUGGCUUUAGUGACUGUAACCAUGGCUUCAUCCUGGCCAUUCUCUACUACUGUUAAGAGGCAAAGGAGUCUGGAAAUGUUUAUUGAAUCUGUGGAGUAGUUGGCUCCGGUGUUACGUCAAAGAGACUCGGGCUUUUUUACAGUUGCUGACCUGUUGAUAUGUACACAUUUCGGGUAGUGGGGUCUGUGUUUAAAUGUGUUUGAGUCAUAGAGUUGAAAAUGUAAACUUAAAGUCAGGCAUGAUGAGCUGCCCCUUAUGGGAGUCUAGUUGGAACAUUUCAGAAGCAUCCAUUGUGGCUUCAGUUCCAGGAAGAUACUUCACUGUUUACAAUUCUCUAAACCAUCUCUAAGCCAUGAUGCCUUCAUGGCCCAGAGGUCUGUCCCCUCCGCUUCCCUUGGGUGAUGGAAACCCCAGGUUAAGGAGUCACAUCCUCACCUCCCUAGACUCAAACGUUGGAUGAGCUGCUUCUUUCUGGACUGUGGAGAUCUUAUUCCAGAUGUUGAAAAGGCUGUUGGAUGUCACAGGUUGCCAGAGGCUCAGCAACUGUAGCCCCAAGAACAGACUUGGUCCUUAAGCAGAAGAGACCCCUGUGUAGGGGUCUGGUGUAGGGAAUAAACCAACCAGUUUCUAGCAUCUGCCUUCUGCCUCUGAGGAAAAACAGGGAAAGCAAAAAUAAUCUCUUGUAAUCUUAGUUGCUUUUAUGCGGCUGGAUGCCAAGGUCUGAUUUUAAAAUAAAAGAUGCUUCCAAUAUUCAUGACAUACCCCA